Molecule: messenger RNA, 651 nt
Organism: Suillus plorans
Lineage: Eukaryota; Fungi; Basidiomycota; Agaricomycetes; Boletales; Suillaceae
Exons: 4
Coding region: 1-651 (216 amino acids)
Source: RefSeq, a predicted model, not a curated record
AUGUCAAUUCUUCAACCCCAUCAUCUUUCAAGCUCAAUCUUCUAUCCAGAUAUGCGACUCGCUGAAUCAAAAGAUGUCAUUCUACAGCCGUUGUCACUCUUGGUAUGGUUUUCAGGUGCAGUACCUCGUCACCUCGCUCAUUUGAAUAUUCCUAUUGAAAUUUCUGUGUCUUUGAAAGACGAAUACAAAUCAUUCACGGUACUGGUAAUCGAGAUAGUGUCUCAGCAGCCUCAUCCCUCGAAUAAUUCCGCGACUUUCAGUCAAUCUUACUCUGAAACUGAUAACGACAUGUCAUUUCCUUUCCUUCCACUUCCGCCAACAUUCGACCACACGGAUUCUGACCACUGGGCGGAACUCUUGGACAACAUCCAAUCAUGGCUCGUGAAAUCCGUGGAUCCGAGUACGCCUGAUGGGCUUGGGGCUGGGAAGUGUUCUGGCGGGAAAUGGUCCUUCUGGGAUUCUAGCAUUUCCCUCGAGAGCCAAUUUAUCGAGGAGUGGGUGGGAAGUGGCGGCAUUUUCAGUACGGUCAUCGACGACGACAGCGAGCUAGCCACUGUCUCUACACACACUGAUACCCUGGACUACAUUUGGACUGAAUUUUCGAGUCACAUCGCACUUUUUUAUCCCCAUCCUUUGGUUUCUACUUCAUGA